AUGCUUGGUUCUCUUUUCACAGUGGCGCUCCUUGCCACAGCAGGGGUCGCCUCACCUGUUGAGGUCAAAAAGCGAGAGGAUCCUAAUACGGGUUUGACUUGGAUCUAUAAGAACUUGUCCCUUCCGAAGGUCAUGUUGUAUAACACGGGUGACGGGACCAUCUUGUCAGGCUCUACUUUCGGGCGUCUGGACAAUAUUAACUACGGAGGCGGUACUGGUGGCCUGACCCCAGAAACGCUCAUCUCCGAUGUCAGCGAGGUCCUUGAUGUUGCUCAGUUUGCCGUUCGCAACAUUGGCGGUGGCGGCAGUGCCAAUGCGGACUCUGAUCGAUUCCUGAACAUUUCCAUGGACGCCCACCAGCGACUUUGUACGCCGGACUCUGAUAUUGUCGGCGCAGUCAUGAUUCACGGAACCAAUACAUUGGCUGAGACUGCCUUCGGUGUUGACCUCACCCUGAACUGCUCAAAACCAUUCAUUGCCACAGGUUCGAUGCGUCCCAACUCAGCUCUCUCCCCUGACGGACCCUCGAACUUCUAUGAUGCCGUUCGAACUGCGAUCCACCCCGAGGCGCGUGACCGUGGAGCCAUGAUUGCCUUUAACAACCACUUGGUGUCUGUUUUCUACGGAACCAAGACUAACGGAAACACCGUCACCACCUUCCUGGCUAUGGAUCAAGGAUACAUCGCACAGUUCCUAGCUGGACAGCCCUACUUCUUCUUCGGGCCGUCUUUGCCCAAGGGCCGUCACUACUUCAAUCCAUUUAGCAUCACUUAUCCUCUUCCGAAGGUGGUGGUUCUCUACGGACACCAGGGAUUCGAUUCUGGGCUAUUGUACGCUGCGGCUAAAGACGGCGCUAAGGGUAUUGUCGUUAUGGGAGUUGGUCCAGGAGGCAUGAGCACAGCUGCCACGGAAGCCGCCUACAAUCUCUACGACCAGGGAGUUGUCACUGUUAGAUCUCUCCGUCCAUUCUUCGGUGCUGUCGUGCCAGAAAUUGAAGAGGAUAACAUCAUCAAUUCAGGCUUCAUGCACGGCGAGCAGUCCCGCAUCCAACUACAGCUUGCUCUCGCAACAGGUUACGGUGUUGAUGGUAUUCGCGAGUUGUUCGAGGGCGAUAUCCGCCGGGCCGUCUAUAAUGAGGCAACGGCUUUUUAUAAUGCUACGGCGCUCUGA
Messenger RNA from Aspergillus puulaauensis, 1170 nucleotides. RefSeq names its product asparaginase. The transcript is spliced from 6 exons. NCBI's taxonomy places the organism in Eukaryota, Fungi, Ascomycota, Eurotiomycetes, Eurotiales, Aspergillaceae. The record is from RefSeq and is a predicted model, not a curated record. Bases 1 to 1170 code for a protein of 389 amino acids. Gene Ontology annotation, molecular function: asparaginase activity.